AUGGAGCAGCAGCGCCGCGAGAGCAAGGACGUCCAGCAACGAUUGGGCGCUACACUGCAGCAGAGUGUUCAGGAGACACACAUGAGCCUGGCCAGGAUGCGAACAGAGGUGCAGAAGAAAGCAUCGCAGGAGUCCGACGCGCAGCGUCGCCUGCAGAGCCUGGAAGCCUGGGCAGCUCCCGCCGUCCGCAAGCUGGAGUGUGAGGUGGCGGAGCUGCGAAGCAUGACUGAUGUGAGCGUCAAGCAGGUUUGCCAGCUCAAGGAUCAAUUGUUGCAGCAGGUUGAUGAGUGGAAAAAUGGCCAUGCUGUUGUGAUGGAGCACAGCACCAAGUGGCAAGAUCGUGUGCGGAAAGGACUUCGAGCCCUCAUGAAUGCCCAUGAGAGCCAUCGGAGCGAGGUCCAGGAGCUCCAGCAGUCCCUGCAGGACACCUUCGACCAGAAGCUCCAGGCCAAGUUGGGUGAGGUGCAGCGUCGCUUGGACGAGUGUGGCGCGCACAAGGACAGCCAUCAGGACAUCCAGAAUCGACUAAACGACUUCGAGGCGACACUCGACGCCACGCUGGAGAGCCACGCAAAAGGCAUGGAGCGCAAAUUCUUGGACAUGGAGUCCCGGUUCCAGGACCUCGAGAACACUGACAAGCUGAUCAAGGUCAGCCUGAACCAGGAGAUCGCGGCACGACAUUCCAUGGUGGAGGUCUUUGACCAGAUGCUGAAGACGGAAGCCUCCAAAAUCGCAACUUCAGUCAGUGAGCAGGUGGCAGUGAGCCACCUAGACUGGAAGGAGAGCCAGAAAGCCAUGCUGGAGCACUUGAGCAAGGAGCCUGGGUUGUGCACGCUCGAAGGCUUAAGUCAUGCGCCAUCUACGUAUUCACAAGGUUGGAGGGCAGAAAGCUUGUUUCAGAAGGUUGAGGUUUGA
Messenger RNA from Symbiodinium natans, 915 nucleotides. Lineage: Eukaryota; Dinophyceae; Suessiales; Symbiodiniaceae. The record is from the annotation of a GenBank genome assembly.